Lolium rigidum is the source of this 995-nucleotide messenger RNA. RefSeq names its product flavin mononucleotide hydrolase 1, chloroplatic-like. The record is from RefSeq and is a predicted model, not a curated record. Bases 75 to 848 code for a protein of 257 amino acids. The transcript has 7 exons. NCBI's taxonomy places the organism in Eukaryota, Viridiplantae, Streptophyta, Magnoliopsida, Poales, Poaceae.
GUUUCGGCCUCAGGUGCCACAGUUGCAAAGCAAAACGCACUGUGUCGCUCGCUUGCCUACCACUUCUUGCGUUGAUGGUCUCCUUGAUCCCUCGAGCUCCCUGUUUUGCUUCCUUCCUCAAACCCACCGCUCACGCUUCUCCCUGCUCGCUGCGGCUGCCAGCCAUGUCGUCCUCCGCCACCGGCCCCGUGGCCUCGGCGGCAGCGGAAGCAUCCCGGCCAAGGAAGAUGCCGGUACUGCUGUUCGAUAUCAUGGACACCGUCGUCCUGGACCCCUUCUACCACCACAUCCCCGCCUUCUUCCAAAUGUCCAUGAAAGAACUCCUAGAAAGCAAGCAUCCAACAGCAUGGUCCGAAUUUGAGAUGGGACUGAUUGAUGAGAGCGAGCUGGCUAGAAAAUUCUUCAAUGAUGGCAGACCAUUUGAUUUGGAAGGUCUGAAAAAAUGCAUGGUGAAAGCAUAUGAGUACAUUGACGGCGUUGAAGACAUUCUUUGCAGUUUAAAGAAAAAUAACUAUGAAGUGCAUGCCUUUACAAAUUAUCCAGUGUGGUACCAGUUGAUUGAGGAGAAGUUAAAGCUCUCGAACUAUUUGUCGUGGACAUUUUGUUCUUGUCACAUUGGAAAACGCAAGCCUUCAACUGAUUUUUAUCUUGGUGCUGUGGAUCAUCUCAAUAUUGAUCCAGGAAACUGCAUUUUCAUUGAUGACAGGAUGGUAAACGUUGAAGCAGCCCUUAGUGUAGGAAUGGCCGGUUUGCAUUUUAAAAAUGCUGAGGUCCUAAAGAAUGAAUUGUGCGCAUUGGGAGUUGAAUUAGCACCUCUUGUGCUUCAAGGUGAAACUGAAGUACAAUAAAAUUGCUUCCUGUUUCAUCUUGUACCCAUGAUAACACAGUUCAUGCGUAUAAAUGACCUUUUUUCUCCUUUUGAACUGUGUUAAAGACUUGCUGUGCUGUUAUUGUCAUAUUUGUGUUUUAUCCAAAUACUUAAUAUGUUAAUUGUA